This is a messenger RNA of Galeopterus variegatus (Sunda flying lemur), 2288 nucleotides long. RefSeq names its product matrilin 4 (gene MATN4). Gene Ontology annotation, molecular function: calcium ion binding. Bases 107 to 1981 code for a protein of 624 amino acids. The transcript has 11 exons. The record is from RefSeq and is a predicted model, not a curated record. Lineage: Eukaryota; Metazoa; Chordata; Mammalia; Dermoptera; Cynocephalidae.
GGUCCAACUGCCCGGGAGGCUCCGCCCGUCGGCUCCGCUCUGCAGCCGCGCCUCCAAGCUGUCCGGCAAGCUCAGGCUCUGACACCUUUCUCUGUCCCCAAGCAACAUGAAAGUACUUCUUUGCUUGCCACUGACCAUGCUGCUGCUGCUUUUCCAGCCCUGGGAAACCCAGCUUCAAUUCUCAGGUCCCAGGUGCCAUGCUGGGCCCCUGGAUUUGGUGUUCGUGAUUGACAGCUCCCGUAGUGUGCGCCCCUUCGAGUUCGAGACGAUGCGGCAGUUUCUGGUGGGCCUCCUCCGCCGCUUGGACGUGGGGCCCAAUGCCACGCGUGUAGGCGUGAUCCAGUAUUCGAGUCAAGUGCAGAGCGUCUUCCCGCUUGGUGCCUUCUCACGCCGCGAGGACAUGGAGCGAGCCAUCCAUGCUCUGGUGCCACUGGCUCAGGGCACCAUGACCGGGCUGGCAAUCCAGUAUGCCAUGAACGUGGCCUUCAGCGUGGCCGAGGGCGCCCGUCCACUGGAGGAGCACGUGCCACGGGUUGCUGUCAUCGUGACUGAUGGGCGGCCACAGGAUCGCGUAGCCGAGGUGGCAGCGCAGGCCCGUGCUCGUGGCAUUGAAAUUUAUGCUGUGGGGGUGCAGCGCGCAGAUGUGGGCUCUCUGCGCACCAUGGCGUCGCCCCCUCUGGACGAGCACGUGUUCCUCGUUGAGUCCUUCGACCUUAUUCAGGAGUUUGGCCUGCAGUUCAGGAGCCGGCUGUGUGGGAAGAACCUGUGUGCGGAGAGGGGACACGGCUGCCAGCACCAAUGUGUCAAUGCCCUGGGCACAUUCCACUGUGCCUGCAACCCUGGCUACAAGUUAGCAGCAGAUAACAAGAGCUGUUUGGCCAUUGACCUGUGUGCUGAAGGGACCCAUGGCUGUGAGCACCACUGCGUCAAUUCCCCGGGCUUCUAUUUCUGUCACUGCCAAGCUGGCUUUAUACUGCAGCAAGACAAGAGGAGCUGCAGGGCCAUUGACCACUGCAGCUUCGGGAACCACAGCUGCCAGCAUGAGUGUGUUAGUACCCUUGGUGGGCCACAGUGCAGCUGCAGAGAGGGCCAUGACUUGCUGCCCGAUGGGAGGAGCUGUCAGAUCCGGGACAUUUGCAAUGGUGUGGACCAUGGCUGUGAAUUCCAAUGUGUGAGUGAGGGCCUCUCCUACCGCUGCCUGUGCCCUGAGGGGCGGCAACUGCAGGCAGAUGGCAAGAGCUGCAACCGGUGCCGGGAAGGCCACGUGGACCUUGUACUGCUUGUAGAUGGCUCCAAGAGCGUGCGCCCGCAGAACUUUGAGCUGGUGAAGCGCUUCGUGAACCAGAUCGUGGACUUUCUGGACGUGUCCCCCGAGGGCACGCGCGUGGGGCUGGUGCAGUUCUCGAGCCGCGUGCGUACCGAGUUCCCACUAGGCCGCUACGGCACCGCAGCCGAGGUGAAACAGGCGGUCCUGGCGGUGGAGUACAUGGAGCGCGGUACCAUGACAGGACUGGCGCUGCGCCACAUGGUGGAGCACAGUUUCUCAGAGGCGCAGGGCGCACGGCCCCGUGCCCUCAACGUGCCUCGUGUCGGCUUGGUCUUCACUGACGGACGCUCACAGGAUGACAUCUCGGCGUGGGCAGCACGCGCCAAGGAGGAAGGCAUCGUCAUGUACGCCGUGGGCGUGGGCAAGGCGGUAGAGGAGGAGCUGCGCCAGAUUGCCUCGGAGCCGGCCGAGCUGCACGUGUCUUACUCCCCGGACUUCAGCACCAUGACGCAUCUGCUGGAGAACCUCAAAGGCAGCAUCUGCCCCGAGGAGGGCAUCAGCGCCGGGACAGAGCUCCGAAGCCCGUGCGAAUGCGAAAGCCUCGUGGAGUUCCAGGGCAGCACGCUGGGGGCGCUCGAGAGCCUCACGCAGAACCUGGCCCAGCUGACGGCGCGCCUGGAGGAUCUGGAGAACCAGCUGGCCAAGCAGAAGUGAGGGCCGCUGGUGGCCAGAGCCAGGCUGGGGCGCGGCCACGCGGACUGCGCCCCUCGCGCGCCGUCGGGCGCCCGCUCCGGGUAGGACCUGUGCCCCUCGGGCUUGGGCUGUCGCGGAGGAGGCGCUGGCGGGCUCCCAGCGCUGCGCUCGAGCUGGCCUCGCCUGGACCAGCAGCUGGACUGUGGAGAAGGGAUGGCCCUGGGUGGGAGGCGCGCGCCAGACCCGUAGGCCCUCGCCACGUGCCGCGCUCAGUUCUUUGUUGGAUUUCUUUUUUGUUUUCUUUUUCUUAAAAAAACAAAAACGAAAA